Rhinolophus ferrumequinum (greater horseshoe bat) is the source of this 1376-nucleotide messenger RNA. RefSeq names its product capping actin protein, gelsolin like (gene CAPG). The record is from RefSeq and is a predicted model, not a curated record. The transcript is spliced from 11 exons. Gene Ontology annotation, molecular function: actin filament binding; phosphatidylinositol-4,5-bisphosphate binding. Gene Ontology annotation, cellular component: actin cytoskeleton; cytoplasm. NCBI's taxonomy places the organism in Eukaryota, Metazoa, Chordata, Mammalia, Chiroptera, Rhinolophidae. Gene Ontology annotation, biological process: barbed-end actin filament capping; actin filament severing; actin polymerization or depolymerization. Bases 214 to 1263 code for a protein of 349 amino acids.
GCCCCCGCGUGUUUAAUCACGUCUGCGGCUUCCAGUAAGGAGGGGCAGGAGAGGGCGGGCCCGUGCUGAGAAAGCUUUCUUGUACUCCGUUUGUACCAAAAUCUGAGCAUUCCUGCUGGGGGUGACCGUACCGGGAGGAAAAAUAUAGGGUACAGGGAGGCUCCAGGAAGUUAAGUCACUUGUCAGAAGAAGCGCAGCCAAUCCAGAAACAGCAUGUACACACCCAUCCCCCAGAGCAGCUCUCCAUUCCUGGCCUCAGUGCAAGACCCUGGCCUGCACGUGUGGCGGGUGGAGAAGUUGAAGCCGGUGCCAGUGGCCAGGGAGAACCAGGGUGUCUUCUUCUCGGGGGACUCCUACCUAGUGCUGCACAAUGGCCCGGAAGAGCUCUCCCACCUGCACCUGUGGAUAGGCCAGCAGUCAUCCCGGGAUGAGCAGGGGGCCUGCGCCGUGCUGGCGGUGCACCUCAACACUCUGCUUGGGGAGAGGCCAGUGCAGCACCGAGAGGUGCAGGGCAACGAGUCCGACCUCUUCAUGAGCUACUUCCCGAAGGGCCUCAAGUACCAGGAAGGCGGAGUGGAGUCAGCGUUUCACAAGACCUCCCCAGGGGCCACCCCGGCUGCUGCCAGGAAACUCUACCAGGUGAAGGGGAAGAAGAACAUCCGUGCCACCGAGCGGCCGCUGAGCUGGGACAGCUUCAACACUGGGGACUGCUUCAUCCUGGACCUGGGCCAGAACAUCUUUGUCUGGUGUGGUGGAAAAUCCAACAUCCUGGAGCGCAAUAAGGCUCGGGACCUGGCCUUGGCCAUCCGGGACAGUGAGCGGCAGGGCAAGGCCCAGGUGGAGAUCGUCACAGAUGGGGAGGAGCCUGCCGAGAUGAUCCAGGUCCUGGGCUCUAAGCCCACUCUGAAGGAAGGCAAUCCCGAAGAAGACCUCACAGCUGACCAGACUAAUGCCCAGGCCGCAGCUCUGUAUAAGGUCUCUGAUGCCACUGGACAGAUGAACCUGACCAAGGUGGCCGACUCCAGCCCCUUUGCCCUCGAGCUUCUGAUUCCUGAUGACUGCUUUGUGCUGGACAACGGCCUCUGUGGCAAGAUCUACAUCUGGAAGGGGCGAAAAGCUAACGAGAAGGAGCGGCAGGCAGCACUCCACGUGGCGGAGGGCUUCAUCUCCCGCAUGCGGUACGCCCCACACACUCAGGUGGAGAUUCUGCCCCAGGGCCGCGAGAGUCCCAUCUUCAAGCAAUUCUUCAAGGACUGGAAGUGAGAACGGGCAUCUCCCUGUGCCCACCUCCUGCCUGCUUGCUGCUCCUCCCGCUGCCUGGUCGGUGCUGAGGUGCCCCUGCAGAUGCUCAAUAAAGGAGACUUGUGCUUUCCUCA